AUGGCUUCAAGCAGGAAAAGAGGAAGAGAUGAAGACGAGGAAGAAAAUGUCAGUCCCCCUCAUUCGAAGAGGACUAAGAGGGACCAGGCCUUACAGGACACCGGUGGUAAACAGUUACCAAACAACGAAAAUGGACUGAACCAAAGAAACACCAAUAAUACUGACCGUGAAGGAGUCCCAGGGAACAGCUUAAAUGAUGUCACUGCUGAAGAAGACGCUAACAUCCAUGAAUUAUCACAAGAGGAGGGCAAUGAAGUAUGCCAAGAAGAAGAUCCUUACUCCCACAUUAAUAACAUCUUGAGGGAAGCUCAUUUUUACAGCCGCCGGCAGAGAGCUCAAUCAAGAAAGACCACCUAA
Apodemus sylvaticus (European woodmouse) is the source of this 357-nucleotide messenger RNA. Its product is annotated as protein FAM104A-like. The record is from RefSeq and is a predicted model, not a curated record. The transcript is spliced from 3 exons. Lineage: Eukaryota; Metazoa; Chordata; Mammalia; Rodentia; Muridae. Bases 1 to 357 code for a protein of 118 amino acids.